Pangasianodon hypophthalmus (striped catfish) is the source of this 2080-nucleotide messenger RNA. It is a transcript of the gene rgs7bpb, whose product is annotated as regulator of G protein signaling 7 binding protein b. Gene Ontology annotation, cellular component: nucleus; neuron projection; postsynapse. Gene Ontology annotation, biological process: G protein-coupled receptor signaling pathway. The record is from RefSeq and is a predicted model, not a curated record. The transcript has 6 exons. The coding region runs from base 306 to 1064 and encodes 252 amino acids. NCBI's taxonomy places the organism in Eukaryota, Metazoa, Chordata, Actinopteri, Siluriformes, Pangasiidae.
ACAGAAGCGUUUCACGCAGACGGCUUCUUGUGUCUGCUCGUACUGGCGCUCGCGCGUGCGUGAGUGCGUGUGUGCGUGCGUGUGUGUGUGUGUGCGUGUGUGUGAGCGCGCGCGGUCGCUGUGUGCGCCGCUCGCUUCAUCCGAGGAAGAGAUGCAGAGGAGUCGAUCGCGUCCGUGCGGCUCGCGAUCACGCUGAAAAACGAACCCGCGACUCGACUCGUUCCGACUCGACGACCUCUGGCGCGCACGAACACGCAGGCUAAUUUGCUGGUGCGGGGGGUGGGCUCGUCCGUGGACGCGUAUGCAUGUGUUCCGCACCGAACGGGCGAAAGAGCCGCCCCGGAUCCGCAGGCCGCAUGUUUCAGCUGGGCAAAGCGGCGCGCAGCGAACCCGAGCGGCGGGAGAGCACGGACAGCGCCCGCAGGGGAGGACAGCGGGCUCUGGAGCACUGCAGAGCGGCGGUGCAGGAGUUUAACACUCUGGUGGCACUCCACCGUGAGCAGGUCAUCUCCAUAGGAGAGAUCACGGCUGAUUGUCCCACUCUGAGGGCACGCAUGCACAGCACACGCACCAAAGGCUGCACGGUGGCUCAGAGCGCCUACCAGCACCUCACGCUCAUCUCUGGGCCAGAGGAUGGCGAGAUCCACCCUGAAAUCUGCAGGCUCUUCAUCCAGCUGCAGUGCUGCUUGGAGAUGUACAUCACCGAGAUGCUCAAGUCCAUGUGUCUGUUGGGUGUGCUGCAGCUCCACAGGAAAGGAAACGAGCCGUGCCCCGAGUCAAAUGCAGAUUGCAGAGUGGACGAAAGCUCUGAUGUCCCGAUACUGGAGGACAGGUCUUCAUCACCUGUCGACUUCCCCCAUGAAUCCUGGCUUGUGUGCACAGAUAUCGAGAACAUAGAGAGUGACAUGCGUGAGAUGAGAAAUCUGCUAAGCAAACUCAGGGAGACCAUGCCUUUGCCACUGAAGAACCAAGAUGACAGCAGUUUGCUGAACCUGACACCCUACCCACUGGUGAGGCAGAGGAAGAGGCGUUUCUCUGGGCUCUGCUGCCUUGUGUCGGGAUGAACCACCCACAGUCUUCGCCUCUCAAUGGCAACUUCGAGUUCCACUUGUCUAUUUUGUUCACUGUAAAUGUGCAGCAGUAAUCUAAAUCUGUCACCACCAUCACUACAGACUUCAUUCAUUACUAGAGAGAAAUGCUACAUACCACCCUGCCUCACCUUGCCUCACCCUGCCUCACCCUGCCUCACCUGGCCCACCCUACCUCACCCUGCCCCACCCUACCCCAUGCUGCCCUUCCAUACCCUCCCCUACUGUACUCUACCCUGCAAACACCCUGCCAUGCCCUGCCCGGCUGUACCCAUCACCCCCUGCUCCACCCCGCCCUGCCUUGCCCCUUCUUGACCCUGCCCUGUCCCACCCUUCCAUACAUCACCACACCUUGCCCCGCCUCUAAAUUCAAUAGAGAGACUUUUAUCCAAAUCUGAUUUUUUUGUUGUCGAUUGUCCUUUCAUUUUCUGUUAUUUGUGGUGCAUACAGUAUAUGAACACGUCUCGAAAAGAAAAAGCUAGAAUCGGACAUACUGUAUUUUGUGAACAUAAUACUCCUUUUCUCCUUGUUUUUGAUGCUCGUCUUUGUCCCAGUCUGCAGUCAGGAAGUUUGUUCUCACCAAGAGUGAACAUAUGCAACAAUAUUCAGUACAGGCUCCAUGACUUUACUCCAGUUUAGUUCGGUCACUGUGCAAGGCUUCUUAUUUAGUCUUCCAUAAAUGGGAAAAGUAAACAAUUACGAUUCAUUUCUAGGGCACACAAGUGCUCUGCACUAAAGCCAUUACUUCUUCAUUCUUAACAUGAAGACAGAAUAGAUUUAUGUACAUAAUACAGUGUAAUGUAUACAAAAAGCUCAAGAUGAUUCAUGUGCUGUUCUCUGGAUGUUUUACACAUUCAUUUGUGUGAUUUGUGUGUGUUUUAUGAGAGUCUGCAGCAUGCUUCUAGUGUCCAGUAUAUUAGGUAUGCAUAGAGUCCAACAUCCAUCAUGUAAAGGCCAUUUUAUAAUGAUAAUAAACUUUUUUUUUUAUUAUG